ACCACAUCACAAUGGUUACCAUCGAACAGGUCCGAGCCUCGAAUGCUCAGAUCGCACAAUCUCUUGCACCUGAACUUGUUGCCGUCUUUGUGGGAGGAACAAACGGUGUUGGAGAAGCGACAGUCAAGCGAUUUGUAAGACAUGCUGUUCGUCCACGCAUCUACCUUAUAGGCCGGUCCAAGGAAGCUGCAACUCGAAUCAUCGCCGAAUGCAGAGCCAUCAAUCCAACUGGAACUUAUCUCCCUAUCUCGAGAGAAUUGAGUCUGCUAAAGAAUGUGGACGACGUUUGUCGCGAGGUGUUGACUCAUGAGAGUCACAUCAACCUCUUGUUCCUCACCAUCGGCACGUUGCAGGCUGGGCUUACUGAAGGUCUGCACUAUGCAGCGGCUCUGCUCAUCUACAGCCGCAACAGAUUUAUCAGCAAUUUUCUGCCAGCGAUCGCAAAGGCGCCUCAUCUAAGGCGUGUAGUGAGUGUCUUUCUAGGAUCGAUGGAAGGCAACAUCAAUAUGAACGACUUCCAAGGAUGGAAUCUGGGCUUGAUGGAGAACAAAGGUCAUGCAUCUUCCGUCACCACCUUGGCCUUGGAGCAUCAUGCCGCUGCUGCUCCUGGAAUUACCUUUGUCCAUACUUUCCCUGGACCUGUCAAAGGCGGGAUCCUGAGAGGAACAAAGGGUUUUGGGUUCGGACUGGCUAAAGCGGCCUCAAGGUUCCUCUUGCCUUUGGUUCAGAUGCCUUCGGAAGAUGCUGGAGACCGCCACGUCUUUGUGGCCACAAGUGAAAGAUAUUCUGCCAUGUCGGCGACUGCAGAACCUUUGGGAGUACCUCUGACUGGCGAUAUUACACCUGUCACGAGCGUGGACGGUAAAAGUGGGGUCUAUUCGCUCUUCCUUGAUGGCGAGGGGUUGAAGCAACCAGCACGCCAGAUCUUGUUGACGUACAGAGAGGGUGGCACGUUGCAAAAAGUUUGGUCAGCUAUUGAAAGGGAGUUUAUCGAGAUCACUGGUAGCAAAUCUGUA
This is a messenger RNA of Aureobasidium vineae, 1016 nucleotides long. The record is from the annotation of a GenBank genome assembly. NCBI's taxonomy places the organism in Eukaryota, Fungi, Ascomycota, Dothideomycetes, Dothideales, Saccotheciaceae.